Molecule: messenger RNA, 1248 nt
Organism: Lodderomyces parapsilosis
Lineage: Eukaryota; Fungi; Ascomycota; Pichiomycetes; Serinales; Debaryomycetaceae
Exons: 1
Coding region: 1-1248 (415 amino acids)
Biological process (GO): secondary metabolite biosynthetic process
Molecular function (GO): monooxygenase activity; FAD binding
Source: RefSeq, a predicted model, not a curated record
AUGGUUUCCUUUAAUGUUAUUGUCUGCGGUGGUGGUUUAGGUGGUCUUGCUGCUGCUAUUGGCUUAAAGAAAAAGGGUCACCAAGUUACAAUCCUUGAAGGAAGCGCGGCUCUUAACGAAGUUGGUGCUGGUAUUCAAAUGCCACCAAACUCUGUCAAAAUUCUCAAAGAGUAUGGCAUCUUUGACAAAUUUGAGAAAUACGUCACCAGACCAAACAACAUCAUUUUGAGAAGAUAUGACACUGGUGCUGCAUUGUCCACAACUCCUUUGGAUCCAGACAUGACUGAUGCUUAUGGUAACCCAUACUUGUUGAUUCAUCGUGCUGAUUACCAAAAAUUAUUAUAUGAAGCUGCUCUUGAUCUCGGUAUUGAAUACAAGAAUGGUUGCAGGGUUCAAAAAGUUGACCAAAACACCGCUACUGUUAUUUUGGAAACGGGAGAAAGAUAUUCUGCUGAUUUAGUUGUGGGUGCGGAUGGUAUUAGGUCUCGAGUUAGAGAUUCAGCAGUUGUUCCAGAAGAAACUGUUCUUCCAACUCCAUCUUCCAAUUGUGCAUUCAGAGCCACUGUACCAAGAGCAGAAAUGUUAUCGGAUCCGGUUAUUGCUCACUUGAUGAGUGAUGUCAACUCCAAUUGUUGGAUCGGAUAUAGAAGACACGUUAUGGCUUACCCUAUAAGAAAUGGUGAAAUGUACAAUAUUGUGAUGUCACACCCUGGCCAAGCUACUGUCGGUAAAUGGAACGAACCAGGUAACGUUGAAGAAAUGAGAAACCAUUAUAAAAACUUUGAUCCGGUUGUUCGUCAAUUAUUAACUCACGUGAAAUCGGUGUUGAAAUGGGUGUUGGCUGAUUUACCAAAACUACCAAGAUGGGUUUCACAAAGUGGUAAAGUUGUUUUAAUUGGUGAUGCUGCUCACGCAAUGUUACCGUACUUGGCUCAAGGUGCUGCUCAAGCUGUUGAGGAUGGUGCUACUUUAGCUGAAGAGUUAGACCACUGUGUAUCUACUGAAGAUAUUCCAUUAGCUCUUCAACGAUACCAAAAGAAGAGAAAAAGAAGAGCUGAGACUAUUCAAGCUGGUGCUAGAAAGAAUGGUGAUAUUUGGCACUUACCAGAUGGUGAUGAACAAGAAGAAAGAGACUCAUUGAUGAAGGCUAGAGACGGUCAUAACCCUGAUCAAUGGUCCGAUAGAGAAUUUCAACAAUGGUUAUUUGGGUGGAAUGCAUUCACCAGUACUUUUGAAUCUAAGUUAUAG